Molecule: messenger RNA, 3315 nt
Organism: Gopherus evgoodei (Goodes thornscrub tortoise)
Lineage: Eukaryota; Metazoa; Chordata; Testudines; Testudinidae
Gene: SORT1
Product: sortilin 1
Exons: 20
Coding region: 2-2368 (788 amino acids)
Biological process (GO): vesicle organization; endocytosis; Golgi to endosome transport
Cellular component (GO): membrane; Golgi apparatus
Molecular function (GO): protein binding
Source: RefSeq, a predicted model, not a curated record
GAUGGGGCUGAGGGAGGCUGCGCUGUUGGGGACCCUCCUCCUCCUGCUGCUGCUGGGACCCGACCGGCUGGAGGGGGCCCGUGGCGGGCCGCUGCAGAGACGGCGGGCGGUGGAGCCGGGCUGCGGGGAGCUGCGCGGGGUCGAGCCCAUCCUGGGCAACAACACCUACCAGUACGUCUUUGAUGACUUCAGCGGCACUGUGUCACUGUCCUGGGUUGGAGACAGCACUGGAGUUAUUCUCGUCCUGACCACAUUCAAGUUACCACUGCUGUUCGUGAGUUUCAAGCAGUCCAAACUCUACAGGAGCGAGGACUAUGGAAAAACUUUCAUAGACAUCACAAAGCUCAUUAACCACACCUUCAUCCGGACGGAGCUUGGGAUGGCCAUCGGCCCAGAGAACUCGGGGAAGGUUAUUCUGACGGGGGACAUGCCUAUGCCUGGAGGGAGCCAUGGAGGAAAGAUCUUCAGAUCGUCUGAUUAUGCUAAGAACUUUGCUCAGACAGAUCUCCCCUUUCAGCCCCAGAAUCAGGUCAUGUACCACCCGCAGAACUCCGACAACCUGCUGGUCCUCAGCACUGAAAACAGCCUCUGGGUGUCCAGGAACUUUGGGGAGAAGUGGGAAGAAAUCCACAAAGCUGUUUGUCUGGCAAAAUGGGGCCCCAACACCACGAUCUUCUUCACCACCUACCUGAAUGACUCCUGCAAAACUGAUCUUGGGUUUUUGGAGCUAAAGAAAACCAGUGACUUUGGCAAAAGCUUCAAGACCAUAGGAAACAAAAUCUACUCGUUUGGCCUAGGAGGUCGCUUCCUGUUUACUUCCGUGAUGUCAGAGAAGGGCAAUACAAGGAGGAUCCAUGUCUCAACUGACCAAGGGGAGACCUGGAAUAUGGCCCAGCUUCCAUCUGUGGGUCAGGAGCAGUUCUUCUCCAUCCUGGCAGCUAACGAGGACAUGGUGUUCAUGCAUGUGGAUGACCCCGGAGAUACUGGGUGUGGCACAAUCUACACCUCAGACGAUCGAGGCCUCAUAUACUCCAAGUCCCUCGAACGGCAUCUCUACACUGGCAUUGGGAGUGAAACUGACUUCACCAAUGUGACCUCACUGCGGGGCGUCUAUAUCGCCAGCGUGCUCUCUGAAGACCGUUCCAUCCAGUCGGUGAUCACGUUCGACCAAGGUGGUGAGUGGCUGCCACUGAGGAUGCCUGUCAACGCUAAGUGUAACUCCACAGCAAAGAACAAGGAGGAGUGUAGUCUUUACAUCUAUGCAUUGUACGGCAUCUCCCUGAAUCACAACGUGCCCAUGCUGCCUCUGUCCGAGCCCAAUGUGGUGGGAAUAGUCAUCGCUCACGGCAGCGUGGGGGAUGCCGGCCCUGUGGUGAGCCCAGACGUUUACAUAUCUGAUGAUGGGGGCUACACUUGGACAUGGGUGCUGGAAGGACCCCAUCACUACGCCAUCCUGGACUCCGGGGGCAUCAUCGUAGCCAUUGAGCACAGCCUCGAGCCGAUCAAUGUGAUUAAGUUCUCGAUGGAUGAAGGUCAGUGCUGGCACAAGUACACUUUCUCCAAGGAGCCCAUUUACUUCACCGGGCUGGCGUCGGAGCCAGGAGCCAGAUCUAUGAACGUCAGCCUCUGGGGCUACAGAGACUCUGUCUUGCCCCGCAAGUGGGUCUCCUACACCAUUGACUUCAGUCAUCUUCUCAGCAGGAACUGUGAGGACGACGACUAUACUAUCUGGCUGGCUCACUCCAGCGAGCCCGGCAGCCGCACUGAUGGCUGCGUUCUGGGCUAUAAGGAGCAGUACCUGCGUCUCCGCAAGUCAUCUGUCUGUCAGAAUGGCCGGGAUUACGUGAUGAUGAAGCAGCCAUCGGUCUGCCCAUGCACACUGGAGGACUACCUCUGUGAUUUUGGCUAUUUCCGCCCUGAAAACCAGUCUGUCUGCGUGGAGCAGCCGGAGCUGAAGGGCCACGACCUGGAGUUCUGUCUCUAUGGCAGGCAGGAGCUACUGACGACUAGUGGGUAUCGUAAGAUCCCGGGAGACAAAUGUAGCGGUGGGAAGAGUCCGAGCCGUGAGGUGAUGGACCUGAAGAGGAAAUGUACAAGCAACUUGUUGACCCCCAGCCAGCCGUCCGCUGCCUCCAGCUCCGCUCCCAUAAUCCUGGCAGUCGCGGGCGUAAUGCUCCUCACCAUCAUAGCUGGAGUCCUGAUCAUUAAGAAAUACGUCUGCGGGGGCAGGUUCCUGGUCCAUCGCUAUUCUGUCCUGCAGCAGCACGCAGAGGCGAAUGGAGUGGAAGGGGCUGAAGCUCUGGAUGCAGCCAGCCCUGCUAAUAAAAGGGGCUACCAUGACGAUUCUGAUGAGGACCUCCUGGAGUAGGGGCACGUUGCUGCUCUCUGGCACUGGACAAGUGGGUUUGGACGCUGCCACGGAUCUGCAGAACAGCAAACACCUCCUCCAGCCCACGCUUUUCCGCAGUGGCUGCCCGUCCCCUUUCCGAGGGACUCCACUUUCCUGUCGCUUCCCUUGAGACUGUCCAGAGCCAGCUGCGCUGCAGACCCAGGGAGGAGACAGGGAGCUGCUGCAGCAACCUGGCGGCCCAGAGGCCAAGGGGGAGGGCAGGGGCAUAAUUUAACUUUAUUUUAAUGAGAUUUCUUUCCAGCUGUUUGUUUUUUAAGGAAGACUAAAUAGGAAGGUGAAACCAGCAUUUCACUAAGCGCUAACCAUGACGAAGGUGCAAUUCAUCCUGCUGCAGAGAGAAUGCUCUUAACUCCAGAGUCACCCCUUGGGGGCUCAUCUCUGCCUCAGCAUGGCCUCAGCUGGGCAAAGCUGCUGGUGGCACUGGCCUAUCCCCACCACUUCACCUAGCAUGGGCAGGCCUUGGGCCCCCUGCCAGGACGGCAUGUCGCUUAGCCAGGACCCUGCAGGGCCACAGGCCAAAAAUGAGAAGUGAUUGGAUGAAAAGCGUGGCACGUCAAGUGGAGUUCAUCUACGUGCCAGGAGUAACUGCUGUGACUGGCCCUUGUGGAAUCAAAGCACUGAACUGGGAAAGCACCAUGUCUGCAAACACUGGCAACAGCAGCAGGGGAGGGAAAGGGGUUAUUUUUAGUUCUAGGAAUAAGUGCAGCAGAAAGCUCGGAGGAAUAAAUCUCCUGGUUGUUGAUGUGUUCUUCAGGGUGGUGGGAAGCAUGUUCCAGGUGGAGCUGUGCCCUGAAAUGCCAGUGCUCUGGCGAAGAGCCUCAUGGCUUCAUUUAAGGGGGCAGAAGCAGGGCCAGCACUUCCAUUUAGGCGACCUAGGUGGUCGCCUAGGGUGCCAGGAUUUGGGA